This is a messenger RNA of Aspergillus vadensis CBS 113365, 1998 nucleotides long. RefSeq lists its product as uncharacterized. NCBI's taxonomy places the organism in Eukaryota, Fungi, Ascomycota, Eurotiomycetes, Eurotiales, Aspergillaceae. The transcript has 3 exons. Gene Ontology annotation, biological process: DNA-templated transcription. Gene Ontology annotation, cellular component: nucleus. The record is from RefSeq and is a predicted model, not a curated record. Gene Ontology annotation, molecular function: DNA binding; DNA-binding transcription factor activity, RNA polymerase II-specific; zinc ion binding. The coding region runs from base 19 to 1995 and encodes 658 amino acids.
UAAGAAGGCUUCCUAACUAUGCCUAAGGACAUGAAGGAGAAUGGUAGCAUCUCAGGCAGACCCUAUCGGUCUCAUGCGCAUCCCGCAUGUCUGCCUUGCCGAAAACGCAAGUCGCGAUGCCGCACAAGAGACUCCUCGGCGACGUGCAUGAUGUGUCUGGCUCAUGCAACUGAAUGUCUCUUUCCUUCAGCUAACCAGCCUGUUCCAAAGAAGCGAACCGUCAAUCUGCAGCAAAAUGCACCCAAAACAGCUCAGCAUAUUGAACGACCUUCCACCCCUCAGGUCGUACUCCCGUCACCCAAGACCAGCCAACGUUCGGACACACCACAACUGGGGAGGCAUCACCACGCAGCCCAUCUUCACACUGCAUACUCAGAUGGCAAGCUUGCAAGUCUAAUGGAUGUGGUUGGCGAUACCGGGGACGACAGCUCCCAUGUCGUCAGCCCAGUUGUUGCCGAUGACAGUAGUAUAUUGGAAGGAUAUCUGUUCACAGUUCCAGAUAAUCGAAGUCCAGGCUUGAUGCACACAAGUUUGAAACCCUGUCGACUCAUGCGGCAGGUACUGUUCAAUACCAUUCCGAGGCGUCCGUUAGGGGUGUACUCCAGUCAAUCUCUCCCGUCUAUGAAAUGCGAGCUCAUCGAAAAAUACCUCGAGCCCGCGACGAAGGAUGUUGUGGGACUGUUCUUUGAAUACGCAAAUAUAUGCUUUCCCGUAUUUGAUGAGGCAUCGUUCAUGAAUGCUUGCUGCACUCGCAAAGCAGAGAUAUCUCCAGCCCUCCUAUGCAACCUAUAUGCCAACUCGCUAAUAUACUGGAAUAAUACACCACAACUGCGUUUGACUCGGACACCCGACAUCCGCUAUAUCUGGAACCAGGCCAACGAGGCUCUCCAUUCCGAACUGUUUCUGUGCCCUGGUAUAUCAACUAUACUGGCGAUGCUGUUGAAUGUCUGCGGAAGACCAAGCACUUCAAUCUUUGGCAAUGGGGGUAUGGUAGGAACAGCGGUAGCCCUAUCUAACGCCUUGGGUUUAAACCGAGAUCCCUCCCAGUGGAACAUCUCUGCCCUCGAGAAAGGAUUUCGCAUCCGUAUCUGGUGGUUGGUCGUGAUUCAUGAUCGAUGGUGCAGCCUCGCCUACGGAACACCGCUCCAAGUUCAUCGCGCCCAAUACGACGUCCCAUUCCCAACCAUGGACUAUCUUCUCCCAUCUCUCGAAACAUCAUCUCAUGAAGCUGCAGCCUCGAUAUUCAUUGCUUUCACAACACUAACCGAAGUGUUGGGUCAAUACCUUGAAUAUAUCUACCACGUCUCCAGUCCCGUUAGGAAGACAAUGACGUCUCUCUCACACCUCCUCACUAAUUGGGAAGAUUCCCUCGACACCCAGACCCGCCAUAUUAUCCGCCGCGGAACCAACUUGACCACCCCUGGCGCGGCAAACCUGCGCCUGGCAUACUUAUCCGUGAAGCUUCUGCUCCGACGCAUCGCACUCGACCUGGACGACGAGCAGACUGAGACUUCCGAUAUUGAUAAUAGGAAUGACAGCACCUCUUCCUCCGUUUCAUUCACACAAGUCGAGCGUGUAGCGGAAGAGAUAGUGCAUCUCGUAAGGGAGCUAGACGAGCAUCAACUGCGUGGAUUCUGGAUUCCUGCGCAGGCGUAUUCGCUUACAUCUGCAACGACUUUUCUUCUACGGAGUGGGCUGUGUAGAGUCAAAUCGCACUCCCUGGAUAGCGGCAACAAUCCACCCUUAGAGUUGGCUAAAGAAAUGAUCGCUACACUGCAGUCUCAUCGACAGAUGUUUGGGUGGGAUCUGGGGGAUGACUGUUUGUCGAAGUGCGGCGAACUAGUAGAGAGGAUUGCGUCCUUGGAUAAUGCCGGGACGGGCUUACCAUUGGAUGAGGAAGCGUCUGAUUCAUUGCAGCCUUUUGAUAUAGAUACAUCGAUCCUGGAUGACCUGUUCUGGGACAUGCCAUAUAUGGGGAACACCUUUACUUUAUAACAC